This is a messenger RNA of Funneliformis mosseae, 191 nucleotides long. NCBI's taxonomy places the organism in Eukaryota, Fungi, Glomeromycota, Glomeromycetes, Glomerales, Glomeraceae. The record is from the annotation of a GenBank genome assembly.
AUGUCUGACGGCCUUUUAGAAUACAUACUCGUGGAUUUCAACCGAAAACUUUCCACAGCUUACGGUAUCAAAGCCAUUGAGGACAUUGAACCUACGGUGCUCAAAUGGAUAGAGUUUCUUGAAACGUUUAAGAACAUAAAUUUCAGCGAAGUUAUUCAGCUUAUGGAAAACCACCCGAAUUCUCAACAGAG